This is a messenger RNA of Dromiciops gliroides (monito del monte), 4111 nucleotides long. It is a transcript of the gene PRSS23, whose product is annotated as serine protease 23. Gene Ontology annotation, molecular function: serine-type endopeptidase activity. The coding region runs from base 201 to 1346 and encodes 381 amino acids. The transcript is spliced from 2 exons. Lineage: Eukaryota; Metazoa; Chordata; Mammalia; Microbiotheria; Microbiotheriidae. Gene Ontology annotation, biological process: proteolysis. The record is from RefSeq and is a predicted model, not a curated record.
CCAGCACACACGAGCACACGCACACACACACACAUAUUACACACACACAUAUCACACAAACACACACGAGCGCGCGCGUCCUCACUGCCACUAUCCUCCGGGAGGUGCAGAGAUGGGAGCGACCCACUCGCUUCCAGUGCCCACACCUGUCUGAGCGCGCCUUACCGCCCGGACGCACGGAGCUGGGUCGGGGCGCGGGGAUGCGAGGCACGGGAGCAGUGCUCAGCACGGCCAUCAUGCCAACACUCUUCCUCUUCCUCCUUUGUGCCAUCAAGGAGGUAAUCCCUUACAGUGCUCACUGGAAGCCUACUUGGCCAGCUUACCGAGUCCCCAUCAUCCUUCCCCAGUCCAUCCACAGUUUAGACAAGCCAGAGUUUGUGGCUGAAGCCAAGUUGGAAGUGUCAUCUUCCUGUGGGCCCCAGUGCCACAAGGUUUCACCUCUGCCAACAUAUGAAGAAGUCAAGCAGUACUUGUCUUAUGAAACUCUGUAUGCCAAUGGCAGCCGCACAGAGACGGAGGUUGGCAUUUAUGUCCAGCGAAGUGAGACAGAGUCCAGGGGCCGGUCUCGGAUGAAGAGGCAAAUUUAUGGUUAUGACAGCAGGUUCAGCAUCUUUGGAAAGGACUUCUUGCUGAACUAUCCAUUUUCAACAUCUGUGAAGCUCUCAACUGGCUGCACUGGAACCCUGGUAGCCGAGAAACAUGUCCUCACUGCUGCCCACUGCGUCCAUGAUGGCAAAACCUAUGUGAAGGGGGCCCAGAAACUUCGGGUGGGUUUCCUGAGGCCCAAGGUGAAAGAGAACGGUCGGGUCUCUAAUGUCUCCAACUCCGCCAUCCCUGACAAGAUGAAAUUUCAAUGGAUUCGGGUAAAACGCACCCAUGUUCCCAAGGGUUGGAUCAAAGGAAAUGCCAAUGACAUUGGGAUGGAUUAUGACUAUGCUCUUUUAGAGCUCAAAAAACCCCAUAAGAGAAAAUUCAUGAAGAUUGGGGUGAGCCCUCCUGCUAAGCAUCUGCCUGGGGGCCGGAUCCAUUUCUCUGGCUAUGACAAUGACCGCCCAGGAAAUCUAGUGUACCGCUUCUGUGAUGUCAAAGAUGAGACAUAUGACCUCCUCUACCAGCAGUGUGAUGCCCAGCCUGGGGCUAGUGGGUCAGGAGUGUAUGUGAGGAUGUGGAAGAGACAGCAGCAGAAAUGGGAGCGCAAAAUUAUUGGGAUCUUUUCAGGACACCAGUGGGUGGACAUGAACGGCUCACCACAGGACUUCAAUGUGGCUGUUCGCAUCACGCCCCUUAAAUACGCACAGAUUUGUUAUUGGAUUAAAGGAAACUACGUGGAUUGUAGGGAAGGGUGAGAAGAAUGUUUCUCCCCACCAGCACUUAAUGGUCUUUAUUGUACUUAUUUUAGAAAAGGCUAAAUUUUGGCGAGAGAGAGAGAGAGAGAGAGAGAGAGAGAGAGAGAGAGAGAGAGCGCAAGCGUAUGAGUGUGUAUGAGUGUGUGUAUGUGUGUGUGUGUAUGCAUGGGUAUGGCCGACUAUGUGGUGUCUGUGUGGAUAUCUAUGUAUAUGUGUACAUGUGUAUGCCUAGAGAGGGUAUUAUAGUGUUUCUCUUAAAUCCCUAAAAUUACAAGAUGACUGGCUUUACUUUUUAAAAACUAAUUUGUUUAUCACAUCAUGGUGAGCAAUUCAAAGACAUAUCUUUUGAUAGAAAUAAAGGCAUAGGGUUGUUUUGGGUUUUUUGUUCAUGUGCUAAAUUAAUCUUGAAGUUAUCCAAGGACCUUUGGGUUUGAUCCACCUAGACUUUUGUUAGAUUGUAUUAAACACAUCGUACACAGGAGAUUCAUGCAAGUGUGUAUCCCUACUUUAUGUGGUUGGAAGUAUGAUAGGUCCAGUUCCCUGAUGGUACCAGUUCAUUCUCAGCCUCCCUAAUGAGUGCAAGGACUAGAGGGGAAUGUAGUGAUGGUAUGUUGAACUUGAGGCAUUCUUUUUGUUAGUCCUUAGAGGAAUGAAAAGGCAAAAAAAGUUUAUAUGCAGUAUUUAUACAUACAUUCAAAUAUAAUUUAAUGGAAAAUAGGAUCAUAGAAUCAUAGAUUUAGAGAUGGAAGGAGCCUCAAAAGUCAUCUGCUAUUUUUUCCUCACCUCUCAUUUUACAAGUGAGGAAGAAGAUUAAGCAAUUUGCCCAAAUUCAUACAAGGGAUGCUUGUCUUAGGCAAGAUUUGAACCCAGAUCCUCUCUCAGUCUUCUCUUUAGUUUAGAACUAGUUCCUUCCCAAAUACCAUACCAGCCUAGGAUAUGGCUUUGCCCGUCAUCCAGUUACCCCAGAGCAGGCAAAGGUGUAUCUGUACCACUUCGUUCAAUUCUUGCUACUUAACUGGUUUUUAAUUAGAACAACUCCUCAGUGGCAAUGGACCUAGCAUAUUUAGCAUAAGCUACCAUUGAUUUCCAGUUGAUCGUCACUAGGCACAAGAAGAAAUUGCUGACUCUUUCCAUCCACAAUCCCCUUCCCUACCAAGAUUAUCAUCCAGAAUUUAUCGUCUCUUUUGAUUAGAAUAAUCUGAAGUUAAUUCAAUGCCAGUAAACAAUGGGAGUGGUGCUAGACAGACAUUGUAGUCAAAAUAACACCUUAUUUGAGGAUGAGCAAAUUGACUCUGAACAGAAAUGAUCCUUCUUAGAUAUGUUUCUGUGCUUUAUAGGGACUGUAUUUGCUUAACUUGUCCACACAUUGUUUCUUCACUUUCCUAACGUUUAUAGUGAAAACCCUUGGAUGGCACAUUUAAAAAGUACACACAGUAGGACUUUUAAUCUAGUUUUAAAAGGGUCUCUUUAAGAGGCAGCUAGGUGGCAUAGUGGAUAAAGCACUGGCCUUGGAUUCAGGAGGACCUGAGUUCAAAUCCAGCCUCAGACACUUGACACUUAACUAGCUGCGUGACCCUGUGCAAGUCCCUUAACCCUCAUUGCCCUGCAAAAAAAAAAAAAGUCUCUUUUACCCAAGGUGUCUUGGGACAUGGACUAUAUCAGAUACAUCAGUUUUUGUUGUUGUUUUUUAAUAAGGGAAUCCAAGGUGGAUCAGGUAAAUGCAAUGACUAAUGCUUUAAAAUAUGAUUAAUCAUUAUAUGUAAUUGAGAGACUGAUUUGUUCUCUAUUUACUUAUUUUGGCUCUCAGCUGCCACAGCUACCACGUGAGCAUUUCAUGAAUGUAUGGCAGUGAAGAAAGAAAAAUUUAAGGAAUUAAAGGCCAAUAGUCCUUCUACUUGCCCUUCAGGGUGUCAUUCCAAUGUGUUUUAUUGUUACUUACUUGUGAGCACAUUCAAAUACAGCACUAUUGUUACAGUCAUUCUCCAUAUUCCUUUUUCUUUCUUUUCCCUCCUUCCUUCUUUCCUUCCUUUUUUUUCUUUCUUUUUUGGAAGCCAAAUCUCUCAUCAAUAACUAAACCAACAGGCACACACCCUGUGCCUACCAAAGACCCUGAAAAUUCCAGUGAAGCAAUACUUUCUCCAGUUAGGUUGCCAGAGACAUAGUUGGUGCAGCAAAGAGUAGCAUGGCUGCCAGACCUGCUGGGGCUCCCACACAAUUCUAAGCUUAAGUCCCUGUCUGUGUUACUGAGGAUGCCUUUGCACCUGCUCAGGAAGACAUGCCACAUCCAGCCUAACACUAAUGUUAUAGCGAGGGUCUCCUUCUAUGAAAUGACAUAUUCAUUAAUUUUAUCUUCUUGCAAAGUGGAAACCUCUCUCAACCAAUAUAAGAAGUAAAAAAUAAUAAUCAACUUUUAGGGUGCAGUGAAUUUACUGUGAAAUGGGGGUACUCAGGAGAUAGUGUGAUAUAGAAGGAAAUGUCGGACUUGGAGCCAGAGGACAUCUCAGCUGCUUGUGUGACCUUGGACAAAUCACUUAACCUGUCUAGGGUUUAGUUUCUUCCUCUGUAAGUGAAGGGAGUUAGAUUAGAAGGCUUUUGAGGUCCAUUUCAGCUCUAAAUCUAUGAGCCUACAACCGUACUGUGGUGGUUAAUAUAACUAAGUCAUAGGGGGCAGUUAGGUGGCGCAGUAGAUGAAACACUGGCCCUGGAUUCAGGAGGACCUGAGUUCAAAUCCAGCCUCAGAUAUUUGACACUUACUAGCUGUGUGA